Messenger RNA from Dissoconium aciculare CBS 342.82, 730 nucleotides. RefSeq names its product cytochrome b5. Bases 174 to 542 code for a protein of 122 amino acids. Lineage: Eukaryota; Fungi; Ascomycota; Dothideomycetes; Mycosphaerellales; Dissoconiaceae. Gene Ontology annotation, cellular component: membrane; endomembrane system. The transcript has 4 exons. The record is from RefSeq and is a predicted model, not a curated record.
CCGAAAGCGGUCUAGCGGGCUUCUUGUCGCCAUUCGCAUGCUUCACACCCACCGCAGUGAAUUCAAAGCCGUACAUCUAGGUCAUUGCCCGUGCCGAGGAUAUCUGUUGUCUUACCUUUUGAAUAUCUGCAAACAAGGAAACAUAUACGUCAUCAACAAAACAAGUCUACAAGAUGCCAGGCUUCGAACCCAAGGUCAAGGUCGAUCUCGAUCCCCCGAAAGAUGACAUUAUCAGUCUGGAUUACCUAGCCAAGUGCAACGGCAAGACUGAAGGAUAUCCCACAUAUGUCGCGAUCAAGGGAACCGUAUUUGAUGUCAGCGGCAAAGAUGCAUAUGCUCCGGGAGGAUCUUACGCAGUCUUCGCAGGCAAGGAUGCCUCUCGAGCACUCGCCCAGUCUUCCCUGAAGGAGGAAGAAGCCCGACCGGACUGGUAUGACCUCUCGGACGAGCACAAGAAGGUCUUGAACGAUUGGUUCACGUUCUUCAGCAAGCGCUACAACAUCAAGGGCAAGGUCGAGGGUGCACAGAACACUGGAGAAUGAGUGCUUAUGAUACUGCUUCGUCCUUCACAUGAUAAACAUGAAAUGAAUUAAAAGAAUCAGGUUUCCAGCACUGAUCGGGCUUGUGACUUCUACAGUGAUGCCCGCAUUUUCUGCUCGAGGGCACUUUAAAUCAUGAACUACAGAUCAAACAAGUUGCGUGCUCCGCAUUCAAUAGCGCAUGCCGACGC